AUGAAAACAGAGGAGAUCUCAGUCGAAGCUGAGCUGGUUGUUGUCACCGAGUCUUCAGUGCCUGCCUUGAUAAGAACUACGAAAGACAACAUCAAGCCUAGCCCAACGUCCGAUGACGCUCACCCCACAAACUGCAACCGAUCUCGCUCUGCUCGACACUCACAACCACGUCAGCCACGACAAGGCCGCCGCACAAAGAAGUUAUCUACCGAAGAGAAGGCCAAAGUUCUGGAGGUGCGAAGACAGCGUGCAUGUCUGCGGUGUAAAAUGUUGAAAAUACAAGUAGGCACCAUCACCAACACCAUGCCAUGCAUUUGCAGUAACCCUAACUCUUUAUGUUCCUUCCAACAACAGUGCUCCAAGGAAAACCCGUGCAAGCCAUGCUUGUCUUCUGCCGUGCGAGGGUAUGAACGGAAGGUUUUGUCCUUCUGUUAUUGCGUGCGAACGCGCUUCGUGGAUGUCGAUAUCUUCCAGAGCUCCGGACCUGGACCUACGCCAGAGGUCCCGAUGUCGGUCCGCACCCUGAUAGACCAGAUCAGGCCUCACCACUCGCAGUCCCUGGGGGAUGACAUCUUUGAAGACACACUGAUCCGCUGGCUGACAAACCCGGACUAUUCGCCUCCCGACGGCAGCAUCGUUGCUUUACUCUGCGACAAAGUGGGAAACUCUGAGAGUCUUCGCCGUGCCGUGGAUGCCGACCUGACAACCGACUUUCGUAUAUUCCUCUUUACCACCUCUCUCGCCCAUACCGGUUGGAACGGCCACGUUGCCCACCGAGAUCUCUGCGUUGCCGGACACUUAUGCGGGUCGCGAAUUGUGCGCCGCCUUGACCGUAUUUUGACUCCUCAGUUCCUGUCCAAAUGCGACAGAGAGACGCACCGAGCCCUCCUCCUCCUCGUCUUUGGCCUCAUUCUCGGUGUUGGCUACUCCACCCGAGUUACCACGUCACCAUCCUUCCCACAUGCCUUGCUAGGAGCUGAAAUGCGUCACAGUCCAACGUUGUGGUUAGCAAUGAAGGAGCACCUCGCCCAGAUGUUGGCCCAUCACCUCAUCUUCCUUGGCUCGAUACUUGGCAUAAAGCUGGAUACCGCCUCCGAAAAGACCAUCAUCGACACGGCUGUGAACCGUUGGAACAAGCCGGAGCAAAACGUGUGGGCUGGGUUUGUGGGAGACUCGCUGCCUUCAAAGAUCAGCCCAUCCAAGCCUGCCGCCGCGCUGGAUGAUUUCAACAACCUUGAGGAUGUUGGUCAAAAGCAGCAGCCGCCGGUCUCAUCGGCUCCACUUCAGACUCCGACCCCACAGACGACGCCCAUCGUGGCAUUACCUUGUCCAGAUCUCGUGGACCUGCAGACCAUGCCUCACCUUUCCGAAAACCCGGCGUCGUAUCUAUCCAUGACGGACGAGGACUUCGACGGAUUGGCACCACCUAUCGUAGACUUAGGAGAGCCACGUCCGCCUCCUGGCCUGAAAGGUAUGACCCGCAAGGCUGCCCUUGCAAUCUAA
Grosmannia clavigera kw1407 is the source of this 1503-nucleotide messenger RNA. RefSeq lists its product as uncharacterized. Bases 1 to 1503 code for a protein of 500 amino acids. NCBI's taxonomy places the organism in Eukaryota, Fungi, Ascomycota, Sordariomycetes, Ophiostomatales, Ophiostomataceae. The record is from RefSeq and is a predicted model, not a curated record. The transcript has 2 exons.